AUGUGUGCCGUUCGUGGCGGAAAUGCAGUAAUAAUCCGCGGCGCGGGAGACGACGAUGCUCGCGGCGCGGCAGCGGCAGAACCCUCCAUGCAAGCAACUAGAAUGUGGUCCAAACAGGAGGACGCGACGCUACUGCGCCACGCACUGCGCUACGGCACGCGGCAGUGGGGCGCGCUGGACAAGAGCUCCCUGCUGCCGCCCUCCUCUCUGUCCUCCCUCACAACCCGAUCCUCCUCCCCCAUCCUCCCUUUCUCCCCUUCCCUCUCCUCAGGAGGACGCGACGCUACUGCGCCACGCACUGCGCUACGGCACGCGGCAGUGGGGCGCGCUCGAGAAGAGCUCCCUGCUGCCGCACCGGGACAACAAGUCCUGCUGAAAUUCACUGAAUCUCACCGGCGCUGGCAAGAGGGAAGGGACAAACGUUGCUCUGGGGUGAGGCCUGGAAGUCCCAAGCAAGACAAGGAAGGCUCAUCAACAAGCGGACGGGCGGCAGAAAGAGGGCGGGCGGCAGACAGCGGACGGGCGGCAGACAGCGUCAGCAUGCGAAGCGACCACCAGAAUCCAGAGAUGUCAGGAGGAGCAGGCGCAUCUGCUGAAGCACCUGAAGCAACACCUGACGCAACACCUGACGCAUCACCACCUCAAGCACCGGCAGCGGCGGCGGAACCAAUGACGUACGGCCACCUGUCACUAGCGGCAUGCGAGUGGCUGUUCCUGGGAAUGGGAGAGCCCAGGGACUGGCCUGAACUACACGACAGCGUCGCACUCACCGUUGCGGCUCUGAACGCUGGUGCAAGCAGCUUGGGAGGCGCUGCUCUUGAGGGUGCUUUCGGCGCUGGUGGGAGCGAUAUCGGUGCGCUGAACGAUGCUCGCAUUGGUCGCGGCAGCGGAAGAGGAAGAUGGGGAGGAGGAGGAGGAGGGCGGUUUUACCAACCGGAUGAGUUUCCUACGCUGGUCCCUGGUGAUCCCGCCGCCGCCGCCACUGCUGCUGCUGCUGCUGCUCUUCCCUCAGCUCGCCCUGCUGUGCUCCCUGCUGGUCUGCCUGUGAAUUUCCGAGCAGCCAACAUUUUCCGGGCAGUCGCCGUUUUCCGGGCAGCCAGCAUUCUCCGGGCAGUCACCAUUUUACGGGCAGUCACCUUUUUCCGAGCAGGCACCAUCUGGUACAAUGGCGUCUGCACUCCCUUCAGUCGGAGGUAG
This is a messenger RNA of Closterium sp. Naga37s-1, 1197 nucleotides long. The record is from the annotation of a GenBank genome assembly. NCBI's taxonomy places the organism in Eukaryota, Viridiplantae, Streptophyta, Zygnematophyceae, Desmidiales, Closteriaceae.